[Torrubiella] hemipterigena is the source of this 2141-nucleotide messenger RNA. The record is from the annotation of a GenBank genome assembly. NCBI's taxonomy places the organism in Eukaryota, Fungi, Ascomycota, Sordariomycetes, Hypocreales, Clavicipitaceae.
GCACGUCAUACACCCCCGCCUUUGACAAAGAUGCAUCACCAGGGUGCUUACUGUAUAAUGAGGCAUUAGUAAAGCAUUUAAAUCUAUUUUUCUUCAAGAAAGCUGGCAGAAUUCAUUAUCUGCAGCUGAGAACCGAAUUGAAACAUUGGUGGCCUACAAAAGAGGGAAUGUCCCCCCAUUCCUCCCACCCGGGCGGAAACAAAGCCCAUGGUUACGAUACAAAAACGGGAACCCAAACUACUUUUAUGAGACGACAGAAAUGUCUCAGUCCGCUGCAGCAGAUACGGUAACAUCCCGCUUCUGCAGUUACCCCAGGUUUAUCCAAUUGGAGAAACCGACAGCCCUGUACAUUGUCUACUGCAGUCAGCUAACACAACCACAAGCACGCAGCAGCUGAUCCUUCUGGAACCUAACCCAUCAUUUCUAUUCCUUAAACCCUGCUAACAUACGUUAGGCGCAACUCAGCGUUCGGUCUUACAGUUCAGCCGCCAACAUGUUCCUGAGUAGCCCGCUGUUCCUGCAUAGUGCGCCCGCAGCCUCAGCAGCUGAAUGAGAAAGUCCGAAAUGUGUAGGACUGUGCCCUACGACGAAGAUCGCAUGGAAUACGGCAUCAAAAUGGGCAGCUAUAUAUUCAAGCGUAGAAUCUCUUCAAGUGUCUCUAUCAUUAGUAUCUAUCUUGUACAUCAUUGUCAUCAUUGUCUUUCAACAUGGCUAUCCUCUCUAUCCUCACUUACACCGUGCUAGCCGCCUCCUCGGCUGCUGUCGUCUCAGCAUCCCCUGCAGGAGCCACAACAUGCUCUUCAACUGCAUCUGUCAAUCCUACCUGCUACAGUAGCGCAGACAUCAUUGAGCGAGACGUUGCCAUUAUUGGAGGCGGCUCAUCUGGUACCUAUGCCGCCAUUGCCCUCAAGGACUUGGGCAAGUCGGUCGUGGUGGUGGAAAAGCAGAACAAGAUGGGUGGUCAUGUUCUAUCCUAUCAUGAUCCUACCACGGGAAUGCCCCUAAAUUACGGUGUCCGUCUGUUUGAAAACACCACCGUCACCAAUGCCUUCUUCAAGCGCCUCAAUUCGCCCAUGCAGCCCUACCAGCCGCCUCCUGGAGCACCCACAUACGCCGACUUCAAGACGGGCCAGAUCCUCAAGAACUUUACAUUCAGCAAAGACUUUACAGCUUACUUGCAAGAGUUUGACAAGUAUCCGUACCUCAACCCCGGCCAAGGAUACCACCUGCCCAACCCGGUGCCAGAGGACCUGGCUCUCCCCUUUGGUGACUUUUUGAAGAAGCACAACCUCCUUGACGUGGCGUAUGCUUCUUGGUCCAACCCAUCUCUUGGUGAUAUUGGCAAUGUCUUCCAGACACCAGCGCUCUAUGUCAUGAGAACCCUCACUCGAGCAGUCCUCACCCAAGAAGGCACCGCCGGCAAGACGCUCGAGUCUGUUACUGGCGACAACCAUGUGGCCUGGGAUCACGCGCAGGCUGAGCUUGGAUCCAAUGUUCUGUUAUCGACUACCGUCAUUGCGGCCAGCCGCCCAGCAGGAGGUAGUACUGGCAGCUCGUACCUUGUUGUCAAGACACCUACAGGCAACAAGCUCAUCAAGGCUGCCAAGAUUCUCUUUUCUGCUGCCCAGUCCACCGAUAACCUGAAGCCAUUUUUCCUAGACAGAAAAGAAAGCGCUGUAUUCAGCAAGCUUCAAUACACUGGAUUCUACUCCGGCCUUGUUAACGGUACCGGGCUUCCCAACAACGUUGCCUAUCAGAAUGCCGCUACAUCUGCUGAUACUGAGCAUGUGCCUCUUGGACCCAAGGUUCUUCACUUUUAUCCCUCCGAAGUGGCUGGCAUCUUCUCAUUUUGGUACGAGAGCGACACUCCUCUUGACGAUGCGACAGUCAAGAGUGACAUUGCUGCCACUCUUGAAAAGCUAGCCAAUUCUCCUGCGAAUAAUCUCAACUUCUUGGCUUAUGCCAACCACUGCCCUGGAAUAUUGUAUGCUCCCCUUACCGAGAUAGAAUCUGGGUUUUGGGACAAGAUGAACAGUUUGCAAGGAUACCGAAACACAUUUUACACUGGUUUGUUGUUUGAGCAGUCUGCUUCAGGUCUCUGGGCUUUUACGAAAGACAGAAUUCAUGACAUGUUUGCCUAG